Molecule: messenger RNA, 2402 nt
Organism: Salarias fasciatus (jewelled blenny)
Lineage: Eukaryota; Metazoa; Chordata; Actinopteri; Blenniiformes; Blenniidae
Gene: tlcd2
Product: TLC domain containing 2
Exons: 4
Coding region: 330-1055 (241 amino acids)
Biological process (GO): regulation of membrane lipid distribution; plasma membrane organization; phospholipid homeostasis
Cellular component (GO): plasma membrane
Source: RefSeq, a predicted model, not a curated record
AACAGGACGGUUUCACAACUGUAAACACGGCUCCACGCCUUCCCUCAGCCAUUCACUGAGCCGCACUCAGCUGGAAAAUCACUGGAAACAUAUCUGGCUUCAUUUUACUCCUCGCUUCACGCCUCCUUUGUGGACAGCAGUCGUGAAAGAAACACUUUUUAUUCUUUUCUCCUUUUUUUUUUUCCUGCGUGUUUACGACCCCGAGUGUGGAGGAGAUGCCCGGAGACACUCCGACAUGUUAAUGUGAUCGUCUCGGUUGAUCGUCUCUGCUUCGUCCAGCCUCGCCAGAAACCGAGUCUCGCGCCGGGGAAACCUCCACUCUCUGAGCCAUGGAGUUGAGCUCAGUCAUCAUCACCACCGUGUCCUCCACCGGCUUCUUCACACUAGUCAACAGCGGGUUCGGGAAGCUUCCCGUGCCCGAGCCCGCCCGCAGAAACACGUGGAAAUGGAGAAAUAUCUCCACAUCGUUCGUGCACAGCUUUAUCACUGCCGUCUGGGCAGUGAUGUGCUUUUUCAUUCAUCCACAGAUGGCUGAAGAUCUGAUAGAAACGCACUCUGUCUUUUCUCAUGCUCUGGUGUCGUUUUCUAUCGGUUACUUCAUCUACGACCUCCUGGACAUGCUGCAGCACCAGAGACUGAGUGAAGCCUGGGAGCUGCUCUUUCAUCACGUCGUGGUGAUCACCUGCUUCGGCCUCUCCGUGCUCACCUGCCGCUACGUGGGCUUCGCCGUGGUCGCCCUGCUGGUGGAGAUCAACUCCGUCUUCCUGCACUUCAGACAGAUCCUGCGCAUGGCCGGCCAGGCCGCCGCCACGCCGUACCGGGUCAACAGCAUGAUCAACCUGGGCACCUACGUGGUCUUCCGCAUCAACACGCUGGCCUGGAUGACCCGCUGGCUGGUGCUGAGCCGGGACAAGCUGCCGCUGGUGGCCUACACGCUGGGCAGCGUGGGCCUGGCCAUCAUGACCGUCAUGAACAUCGUCCUCUUCUGCCGCCUGCUCAGGAGCGACUUUUUAAAGAGCAGCACCCGGGAGGCCAAGAAGGACAAAGAGAUGUAGAGAGGAGGGGAGGAAGAGUCGCAAGAAGGAUCUCACACACACACUCACACACACACACACACACACACACACACACACACACACAGAUCUCAUAAUUGCACCAUGUGGCUUAAAUCUGUUGCCGUUUUACCUGUGUUGUCGUAUAGAGAACAAAAUGUCUUGACUUAACGUUCAGGAGGCUGAACGCUUCUUCAGCUGGUCAGUCAUGUUUUGAGCAGGUUUUUAGGAGUGGAGGAGGGAUUCAUUCUCUACGAUCACAAAACGAGGCCUUAUGAAAUGACACCUGAGGGCUUUUUUGUCCCCACAGGGAGUGAAAACCCUGCGAUAAGCGAAGACACACAGGACUCAUCCACUACGGUGCAUCGCGAGAAGUUAGAAUGGAAAAGAAAAAAAGUUCCCCAUAAUGGUAAUCAAACAGGAAAACUUUCUUUGUUGUUAUUUUAGCUCAUCAGCCAUAAAAAUAGAAGAAAAAAAAUACUCUAAUUAUCUCAUUUAUUUUUGUUAUGAAUGAAGAAUUAACGAAACAAAUAACAUUGAUGGAAUAUUUUAGGAGGUGCACCUCUAUCCAUCUCUCUCUCUAUAUAUAUAUAUACACAUAUAAAGUGCUACACAGAUUCUGUUAUGAGUUGUUUUUACUCUCAUCUAGAGAUUUUUAUUUUCUGCUGAAGUCAGUGGAACUCCGUCUCCUUGUGUUUAACACUGGCACUGCAGAGGUGAAUGUCUUUUCCUCCAAACCUCCUCAACUUAAAACCUGCUACCUCAGAAAAUGAUUCUCUUUCCAACCCUCGCUUCACUGUUAACAUUUAGAUUGCUUAAUCUUCGCUGAAAAAAACCAUAAAUGAGGUCCUGCAAACAAAGUGAUGAAUGAAUGCCAAAUUCUUUAGAGUAGCACUUAAACGAUUACAAACAGAAUUAUUUCAAUCAGCAUUCAGAACAAGCAGAUGUUCGGCAUGUUGAAGCUUUGCCAAAUGAAAAUUUCAGGGAAGUGGUUCUGUCAGACGGCUUCUUUCGCAAACUGGAAAAACUUAACGGUCCAUACUGUUAUAAUCGUGAUCUAGAUGUGUAUUCAUGCGCCGUGACGGCGUGCGGCACGCAGUAGGAGCUUCAGACAGGCGGAAUCUCUUCAUGUUGCCUUUUCCUGACCUCAGCCGACCGCCGCAGGUGCUUCUGCCUCGUCGCCUCUCGCCUCGGCCUGUGCCAUCCUGCCUUUAAAUCGACGCGCGGAGGCGGUCGCGACGUCCAUGUUGGAGCAGGAAGUCUGAAAAUCUGUGAAAAAAAAAAAAAAACAGCGAACUGUUGGAACACAGCGCUGCUGCGGAGCUGCCUUUUCUCCCGCCUCCGGUCAUG